UCAAGCAUCAUUCGCCACACACGCUCCGUGGAGAACAGUUGCGCCAUGAAGUUCCUACUCGCCUUCGUCGGCGUCCUAGCCGUGGUCGCCGGCAACACCACCCCCACCGGCAAAGUCGUCUGCUACUAUGACAGCAAGAGUUUUGUCAGGGAAUUUGAGGGAUGUAUUUAUCCAGCUAACGCGCGCAUGCUGCCUUUGGACUUGGAACCGGCCCUCUCUUUCUGCACCCACCUCGUCUACGGAUAUGCCGGAGUCCAACCUGACACCUACAAGAUGGUGCCACUCAAUGAGAACCUGGAUGUAGACCGCUCCCACGCCAACUACAGGACCAUUACCAACUUCAAGAGCAAGUACCCAGCUCUGAAGGUGCUGUUGUCCGUCGGUGGUGAUGCUGACACCGAAGAAGUUCAGAAAUACAACCUUUUGUUGGAGUCCCCACAAGCCCGCACAGCGUUUGUCAACUCUGGCGUGCUUUUGGCUGAACAACAUGGUUUCGACGGUAUCGACCUGGCCUGGCAGUUCGCUAAGUACAAGCCCAAGAAGAUCCGUUCUACUUGGGGGUCCAUCUGGCACGGUAUCAAGAAGACUUUCGGCACCACUCCCGUGGAUGAUAAGGAAUCUGAGCACAGAGAGGGAUUCACCGCACUGGUCAGAGAGUUGAAGCAGGCUCUCAGCGUCAAAUCCAACAUGCAGCUUGCCAUCACCGUCCUUCCCAACGUUAACAGUUCCAUCUACUACGACGUUCCUGCUAUCAUCAACCUCGUGGAUUUAGUGAACAUCGAUGCCUUCGACUACUACACCUCGGAACGCAACCCUAAGGAGGCGGACUAUGCUGCCCCCAUCUACACCCCCCAAAACCGCAACCCACUGCAGAACGCUGAUGCCGCUGUCAACUACUGGCUCCAAGGUGGUGCGCCGGCCAACAAGAUCAUCCUGGGCAUCUCCGCUUUGGCCCGCACGUGGAAGAUGGACUCUGAGAGUGAGAUCUCUGGUGUUCCUCCGAUCCACGUUGACGGACCCGGUGAAGCUGGUCCUUACACCAAGAUUGAAGGUGUGUUGAGCUACCCAGAGGUCUGCGCUAAACUUAUCAACCCUAACCAUCAGAAGGGCAUGCGCCCACACUUGAGGAAGGUCACUGACCCCAGCAAGCGUUUCGAAAAGCCCUUAACCAAGGAUGAAGAUUUGUCUCAUAUUUUUGGAACCUACGCCUUCCGCCUGCCUGACGACAGCGGCGAACCUGGUCUGUGGGUCAGCUACGAAGACCCAGACACCGCUGGCCAGAAGGCUGCAUACGUCAAGUCCAAGAAUCUUGGUGGCAUCUCUAUUGUGGACCUGUCGAUGGACGACUUCCGUGGUCUGUGCACCGGAGACAAGUACCCCAUCCUCCGCGCUGCUAAAUACCGUCUCUAAACUACCCUUCAAGAUACUUUAGAAUAAGCUGUUAUGUAUUUCACGAACAAAGGCAUGGAACUCCUUUUUGGGUCAAAAAUAACUUAAAAAAUCCUUCUCUUGUCUCCCUGCUAUCCUGUUUGCUGUUGAAGAUAUUGUAAACAGUUAGUUCCCCAAAAAUGAGCUCCAUGGCUUUAUUAUUUCAGUCCCCUGGUGGGCAAAUAGCAAAAAAAUACUGUAAAAGUACUAUUAUCGAGGUCAGUAGAAUUAAGACGCAGUUAUAACAUUUACGAAGAUAUUUUGUAUAUUGAAAUAAAUCAUAAUCUAUGACUAUUAUAA
Molecule: messenger RNA, 1728 nt
Organism: Pectinophora gossypiella (pink bollworm)
Lineage: Eukaryota; Metazoa; Arthropoda; Insecta; Lepidoptera; Gelechiidae
Gene: Idgf
Product: chitinase-like protein EN03
Exons: 10
Coding region: 46-1410 (454 amino acids)
Biological process (GO): carbohydrate metabolic process; chitin catabolic process
Cellular component (GO): extracellular region
Molecular function (GO): chitin binding
Source: RefSeq, a predicted model, not a curated record